AUGGCCCUCCAGCUCUUGGCGAGCUUGGCCCUCCUCUCAGUGCCGGCCCUUGCCCACGGUGGCUUGGCCAACUACACCGUCGGUGAUACUUGGUACAGAGGCUACGACCCAAACCUGCCGCCGGAGACGCAGCUCAACCAGACCUGGAUGAUCCAGCGGCAAUGGGCCACCAUCGACCCCGUCUUCACCGUGUCGGAGCCGUACCUGGCCUGCAACAACCCGGGCGCGCCGCCGCCCUCGUACAUCCCCAUCCGCGCCGGUGACAAGAUCACGGCCGUGUACUGGUACUGGCUGCACGCCAUCGGGCCCAUGAGCGUCUGGCUCGCGCGGUGCGGCGACACGCCCGCGGCCGACUGCCGCGACGUCGACGUCAACCGGGUCGGCUGGUUCAAGAUCUGGGAGGGCGGCCUGCUGGAGGGUCCCAACCUGGCCGAGGGGCUCUGGUACCAAAAGGACUUCCAGCGCUGGGACGGCUCCCCGUCCCUCUGGCCCGUCACGAUCCCCAAGGGGCUCAAGAGCGGGACCUACAUCAUCCGGCACGAGAUCCUGUCGCUUCACGUCGCCCUCAAGCCCCAGUUUUACCCGGAGUGUGCGCAUCUGAAUAUUACUGGGGGCGGAGACUUGCUGCCACCCGAAGAGACUCUGGUGCGGUUUCCGGGGGUUUACAAAGAGGACGAUCCCUCUAUCUUCAUCGAUGUCUACUCGGAGGAGAACGCGAACCGGACAGAUUAUACGGUUCCGGGAGGGCCAAUCUGGGAAGGGUGA
Messenger RNA from Thermothelomyces thermophilus ATCC 42464, 765 nucleotides. Its product is annotated as glycoside hydrolase family 61 protein. The coding region runs from base 1 to 765 and encodes 254 amino acids. The transcript is spliced from 4 exons. Lineage: Eukaryota; Fungi; Ascomycota; Sordariomycetes; Sordariales; Chaetomiaceae. The record is from RefSeq and is a predicted model, not a curated record.